Molecule: messenger RNA, 2445 nt
Organism: Micromonas commoda
Lineage: Eukaryota; Viridiplantae; Chlorophyta; Mamiellophyceae; Mamiellales; Mamiellaceae
Exons: 2
Biological process (GO): microtubule nucleation; mitotic cell cycle; spindle assembly
Cellular component (GO): equatorial microtubule organizing center; centrosome; spindle pole
Molecular function (GO): microtubule minus-end binding; gamma-tubulin binding
Source: RefSeq, a predicted model, not a curated record
CGCUACGCCGUCCGCCUCGUCGGCUCGUGCCUGGCCACCUCGGUGGAGCCCGACGAGGGCGCCACCGCGGACGCCAUCAAGCGCAAGCUCACGCGCGAGGGCUCCGCCACCGCCGCGGUCAAGUUCGCCGAGCUCCAUCGCAGGCUCGCGCAGCAGCCCGGUUUGAAGGCGCGGUGGGCGACGCUCCACGCGCUGCUGCGGGUGAGCGAGGACAGGCGCGCGGAGGAUCGAGCGGUGGUCCCCGCGGGCGGCGGCAUCGGCGCGGGCGCCGCGACCGCGAGGCACAUCGCGGACCCGCUCUCCGCCGCCGCAGCCGCGGGCGGGCUCCCCGCCCUCGCAGACCCGGAUCCCGCCAGAUCUCUCGCCGCGGGCGACGGAUCGACGCUCGGGCUCGACCACCCGGGCUCGCGCGCGCUCGCCUACCGCGAGCUCGCCGCCGAGGCGGAGACCAACCUGGAGAUUGGCGAGCAGGAGCUCGUGCGCGACGUGCUCUUCGCGUGCCAGGGCAUCGACGGCCGGCACAUCAGGUACAACCCGCAGAUGGCUUCGUACGUCGUCGAUCCCGCCGCGCCGGUGAGGCCGGGCGCGAGGGACCUGGCGAGGAAACUCACGGAGCUCGGCUGGCUCUUCCGACGCGUCCGCGCCGCGCUCGGCGGCGUGGACGAGGCGGGCUUGGGCGGCGACGGCGGAAGCGUGCGGCAGGCGUUUCGCGCGGCGGUGCAGGCUGAGCUCGCGGACUACUACCGGCUCAUCGCCGUGCUCGAGGCGCAGGCGCAGGUGCCCAUGGCAUCCGCGCUGGAGGCGCCGACGACGGGAACUGGCGGCGGCACAGCUGGCGGCGGGACGUACCUCACGCUGCGGCGCCUCUCCGUGUGGCUCGCGGAGCCCCUUCGCCGGCUCCGGCUUCUCGCCGUGCUCGUCGACGCCGCCGCCGACGCCCGCGGCGGCGCGCUCCUCCGCGCGCUGCACGAGCACGCCAAGCACGGCGACCCCGCGACGCGCGCGACGGUCGAGCGCCUCCUCGCGGCGGCGGCGGAACCGGCGCUGCGGAUGGUUCGCGCGUGGGUCGUCGCCGGGGAGUUGGAGGACCCGAGGGGCGAGUUCUUCGUCGCGUCGGACCCGGCGGUCGGGGAGGAGGACCUGUGGCGAUCUCGGUACUUCAUCAACGACGAGAUGAGGCCGCCGUUCAUCUCGGAGGCUACCGCGGCGGACGUCCUGAGGGUCGGUAAGUCGAUCAACUUUCUCCGACGGCGGUGCGACGACGAGAAUUGGGAGCGCGAGCGAGCGCCGGUGGCUGCUGCGGCGGCGGCGGCGGGCGGUUUGUCCUACGGGAACCCCGCCGCGCUGGACGCGCUGGUGUCCGAGGCGAAGCGGAGGAUCGACAGGGCGCUCCGCGGCGUGCUGUUCGACCGGUACAAGUUUGCGGAGCACUGCGACGCGGUGAAGCGGUACCUGCUGCUCGGCCAAGGCGAUUUUCACCACUACCUCAUGGACCUCGUGGGCCCGGACCUCGCGGAGCCUGCGUCCACGGUGAGCGCGUACAAGCUCACCGGGACGUUGGAGUCGGCGAUACGCGCGUCCAACGCGCAGUUCGACGCCCCCGACGUCCUCGACAGGCUUCGCGUGCGCAUGAUGCCGCACGCCGGAGCCGAGGAGAAGGGGUGGGACGUCUUUUCGUUGGAGUACGUCGUGGACGAUCCGCUGUCCACCGUGUUCACCGAGCAGGCCAUGGGGAAGUACCUCAGGGUGUUCAACUUUUUGUGGCGGCUCAAGCGGGUGGAGCACUCGCUCUGCGCGACGUGGCAGACGAUGAAGCCCAACGUCGCGGCGGCUUUGCAGAGGGAGGGAGUCGCGGGAGCCGCCGGCGCGGCGCUCUCGGGAGAGCUCCGGAGGUGUCACACGCUGCGCGGCGAGAUGCACCACUUCAUCGCCAACCUGCAGUACUACGUCAUGUUCGAGGUGCUGGAGGGAUCUUGGGAGCUCUUCUCGCGCGAGAUGGAGGAGGCGUCGGACCUGGACUCGCUCAUCCACGCGCACGAGCGGUACCUCGACACCAUCCUCCAGAAGGGCCUCCUCGGACCCAAGUCGCAGCUCCUGACCAACACCUUGGGCACGCUGUUCGAGGUCAUCCUUCGGUUCAGGGGCUUCGCGGACAGGCUGUACGACGUGGCGAGGGACGCGGCGAUGCGCAGGCAGCUCGCGCAGCUCAGGGUGGAGCAGCGCGCGGAGGAGAGCAAGUGGGGCAGCCUCCCGGGGGAAGACGCGGCUGGUGGCGACGGGUUGCUGAGCGAGGACUUCGUGGACGAGAUGCGCGAGCAGCUCGACGCAAUCUCCGCGGACUACGCCAAGAUGCUGGACGGGUUCCUGAACCUGCUGCCGCUGCAGACGCACGUGGACCUGAAGUUCCUGCUGUUCAGGCUGGACUUCUCGGAGUAUUACCAGAGG